This is a messenger RNA of Anneissia japonica, 2661 nucleotides long. Its product is annotated as macrophage-expressed gene 1 protein-like. Lineage: Eukaryota; Metazoa; Echinodermata; Crinoidea; Comatulida; Comatulidae. The record is from RefSeq and is a predicted model, not a curated record. Bases 99 to 2330 code for a protein of 743 amino acids. The transcript is spliced from 3 exons.
GAAAUAGAAGUGGUAUAAUAAGACUCCGCAUUCAACACCGAGUCUCACCUGAGGUCGCAUUGUUUUGAAGUGUUGACUGUUGAUAAUUUAAUAAGAACAUGCCUGACAGGGCCAGUCGUGCUGUAGGCCUACUCCUACUGGUGUUCCUUUUGUCUGGGACUGGAUCUGGGACUCAGAGCGACAGUAAAAACAUGCCCGGUGCUGUCGAUGAAAACACAUGUAAUACUGAUAUUGAUUUUUUUGAAACUCUACCUGGUACUGGAUUCGAUAAUUUACGUAACAUUGACAUGGGCCAAGUGGUUUUGAAUUCGUACGAAAAUUGUCGAAUAACGGAUGACAAAAAAUACCUAGUACCUGAUAACGUCGUUGUUAUACCUAUCAAACACAGUAACGUGGAAGUCUUUUCUGAGUUGUUUGAACACUGGUUGAACUACACUAGUACAUCAAGCUACUCAAUUAAUGCCGGCGCAUCAUUCUUUUCAUUUAUUAGUGGAAGUUUCUCAGACGAAACAGAAUCCGUAAAGAAACAUCAAGUGUACGAUCAAUCAUCAACAACCCGCGUUCAAGUACGUCAUCAUUUGUAUAAUGUUCGCAUCGACAAUCCAACUUUACAUCCGACGUUUAAGUCACGUGUCCUCGAUAUCGGUGCGCACGAUCAGAAUAAUGAUACACGUAUGGCACGAUACCUCACUCAACUUUUGGUACGAGACUAUGGGACACACGUUGUGACGUCAGUGGACGUGGGUGGAAUUUUUCUCCAGCAAGAUCAAGUCAAAAACACUUUUGUCAGUGAUUACUCUUUAGAAAAACAUCAGGUUAAAGCGGCUGCUAGUGCUUCGUUCUGGAAAAUUUCAGCUGGUGGUGGAUUUGAUACCUCUACAAGUACAGCGGUAUAUGAGUAUUAUAUGACAAACCGCACCUACUCAAAAUAUCAGACGUAUGGUGGUGGUCCUUACAGAGUGAAUGAUACAAUAAAUGAAUGGCAAGAUCAACUGGCGAACAACCUGGUUGCAAUCGACCGGCACGGAGACCCAUUGCACUAUAUGGUUACAACGAACACCUUACCAGAUAUCCCUGAGCCUAUGGUGGACAGUAUCUCAAAAUUAAUAUACAAAGAAGUGAAACGGUAUUAUGAUGUGAACACACACGCAGGCUGCACUAAGAUGGAUUCAUCCAACUUCAACUUCAGAGCAAAUAUAGACGACGGGUCAUGUGUUGCACCUUACAAUAAUUAUACAUUCGGUGGUGUCUAUCAAACAUGUCAGAUGCAACCGGGAUCGAAUGCGGGAGAUCUUUGUCCAAAGUUCUCACAAAAAAAUCCUUUGACAGGUGCCUUCACUUGUUCGGCAGGUUACGAAGCUAUUCAACUAAAUACUGGUCACGAUAGUUACACUACCAGUAGACGUGAAUGCCACAAACAUUGUACUUUAGCUAUAUUCUGUCACGAAUCAUGUGGAAAUGUCUACUACUCAAGCAAAGCUUAUUACGAGACCUUCUGGUGUGUUGCUACUGGGUCGGUACCUGAUGAUACUGGAUACCUGUUCGGUGGUGUCUAUACACACACCAUGGUGAAUCCAUUGACAGAGACCCAAGGGUGUCCAAACACCUUUCUACCUUUGCAGAUGGGUGCUGAACUUUUUGUAUGUGUCAGUGAUGAUUAUGAACUAGGCUACAGAUAUUCUCUUCCAUUUGCUGGUUUCUUUAGUUGUUCUGCAGGAAACCCAUUGGCAUUGCCCGGCAGGAAGCCUUCUGCAUCAGACAGCAUAAGUAAAGAACCGGUUAAUACUCUUGCAAAGUUCUUCCAGGAAGCAGGUCCAACGGGCUGGCCUCAGCGAUGCCCAACCGGGUAUAGUCAACAUCUGGCGGCCAUAGACAAUGAUUGUCGUAUUGACUUCUGCAUCAAGGCAAACGCCCUGUCACACUUGGGACUUCCACCAAUUCAACGUCCCCCAUACACCAGAAAGCCUGGUCGUAAUCCAAAUACAACUGAAACAUUGUACAUUGUUGGUCCAGCCUCAAAGGUCUGGGUGAAAAACACGACAAGCCAGACAUGGCAGGUAAUGAUUGAAAGUCAAGCUGAAACAUUUUUGAUGACCGACGCAGGGAAAUAUGAGUCAGGGAAAAAAUUUAGUGCGUCGAAGGCCGUCGGAAUCACUAUCGGUGUUCUAGUUGUUAUUGCCACUGCUGGUUUUGUUACUACAAAAAUUGUCAAGAAAAAAAGACAUUCAGUUCCACGACCGCAAGAACGUAGAAACGAUUAUGGUACACUAAUAACACAGGAUCAAAUGAAUGAAUCAGAAACUACUAACGUCCAUAUUGAUCCGAAUUAAAAUCUGCUGGUCAGAAUUGCCGAAUUAUAAAGAAAAUAAUAUAGAUAUCAGGUUGAUGUAGUAAAAGGCAAAGUUUGAUUAAGAUCAGAAACAUUUUUACCCAAUAGCAGAUUACUGUAUCAAAAGCGUUUAUUGCAUCGAAUUAUUGAUCAGAAAUGCAUUCUGCUGGUUAGAGAAUUAUUAAAUUAUGAGUAUCAACUUUAAAUUACAUAUAACGAUUUGUUCAGUUCACCAGCCUAAAUAGAAAUAGGAAUGUGUCCAGAAAUUUGAGGCUAGGUUGAGAGGGAAAAAAAAUUUCUGUAGUGUACAACCGAUUUAUAUACAAAAAGGG